This is a messenger RNA of Sorex fumeus (smoky shrew), 1368 nucleotides long. RefSeq names its product mucosal vascular addressin cell adhesion molecule 1 (gene MADCAM1). Gene Ontology annotation, molecular function: integrin binding involved in cell-matrix adhesion. Gene Ontology annotation, cellular component: membrane. Gene Ontology annotation, biological process: integrin-mediated signaling pathway; positive regulation of lymphocyte migration; leukocyte tethering or rolling. The transcript has 5 exons. The coding region runs from base 1 to 1143 and encodes 380 amino acids. NCBI's taxonomy places the organism in Eukaryota, Metazoa, Chordata, Mammalia, Eulipotyphla, Soricidae. The record is from RefSeq and is a predicted model, not a curated record.
AUGGGGCUGGGCCUGGCCCUCUCGUUAUUCUUCCUACUGGGGCCACAGCAGCGAGUUUCAGGGUUGCUGGAGGUGGACCCCCCCUCGGCGGAGGUGGCGGUGGCCCUGGGCGGGUCUCUGCAGCUCACCUGCCGCCUGGCGUGCGCCCAGCCCGGGGCGGUGGCGUCCGUGCGCUGGUGGGGACUGGACACCAACCUGGGCGCUAUGCGGCCGGGCGCUCAUCACAGCACGCUCUCCGUGCAAAACGCCUCCCUGGCGGCCUCGGGCACGCGCGUGUGCAUGGGCUCCUGCGGCCGCAACUCCUUCCAGCGCGCAGUGAAGCUCCAGGUGUUCGCCUUCCCGGACCAGCUGUCUGUCUCCCCGAUGGCUCUGGUGGCUGGGCGCGACCGGGAGGUGGCCUGCACCGCCCACAACGUCACGCCCGCGCACCCCGAAGCCCUCUCCUUGUCUCUGCUCCUGGGAGAUCGGAAACUGGAGGGGGCGCAGGCUCUGGGUCGGGAGGAGGAGGAAGAGCUGCAAGAAUUUGAGGGUACUCUGUUCCGGGUGACUGAGCGCUGGCAACUGCCCCCGCUGGGCAACCCCAGCCCGCCUGCUCUGCACUGCCAGGCCACCAUGAGCUUGCCGGGCCUGGAGCUCACCCACCUGCUGCCCAUUCCAGUCCUACAGAACCCCACUUCUCCGGAGCCCCCGGUCACCACCUCCCCCGACGGUACUUCCACGCAAGGCUCCACCCACAGCACCAGACCGCCCAGCCCCACGCCCGGAAAAAGCACUCCCAGGCCCUGCCAUCCCCACAUCCAGCAACUGCCCAUGCCGGGGGGUCUGCAGCUGCUGUGUCAGGCAGAAUGUGGCCCCGGCGUGACUGUGCGCUGGACACAAAUCCCCGGCCAGCUGGCGGCUUUUGAGAAGCGGGAGACAGGGCCCCGGGCUUGGCUGAAUCUGCCCGGGGCCAGGUGUAGUGCCGAGGGCUGGUUCCAGUGCCGUGCAGAACCCGGGGGCCAGAAGGCCAGCCUGCAUGUGGUCCCGGAAAUCUGCUCCCUGCCAAUGCCCGCGGAGCUGUGGGUUGGCACCACGGCCCUGGGGCUUCUGCUGCUGGCCCUGGUCACCUACCGCCUGUGGAGACGCUGCCGACAAGCCCGCUGACGCUGCCACCCCCACUCCCUGCCCUACCUGGACCUGACUUGUGGAAGGGCGCUGAUCCCUCCUCCCUGUGGCCGGCAUCCUGUCCUCUCGGAUGCUGCCGAUCAGAGGACAUUUGGCGGGUAGCCCGGGCGACCUUAUUCUGGUGGUCAGCACAUGCAGAUGCCCCAGAUGGUCAGGCUUCCCCUUAGGGGCUCCUGGAGAAGCAACCUUGUCCAAACCUGGAGA